AUGUUUUGCACAUUAAGGUGCACUUAUUGCCGCCAUGCGCAUAAUCAGCACAAAUGGGCCGAGAUUCGAUCCAAAAUCGGCCACUACGUCUACAGUGAUCCAGAUGAUGAUUCCGUGCUGGCCAGAACGGAGCACCACCAGGUGCAGAAUCUCAUCAACUGGUCCUGGACCAAGGGUGUGAAUUUCGAAUGCAUUUUGGGCAUUAUUGCCUUAAGGCUGUUGUCCUUUGGCUACUCAGAUCCCCUCCAAUUCAACGUCUACGAUGAUCCGAAUUUUGGAGUUCUGGACUUCCUGGAUACCUUCAAUGCUCAUUCAGGCGCCCUGGAUUUGCUGACCUCAUCCUGGGCGGCAUUGCUGGCCGGGGGAUGGCCAGUCUUCAAGCAACUGCACCUGGUAAGCAAAAAGUUGAUAGAUGUUAUGGAUGACAGGCCAAUGAAGUAUCCAAACCUCCAAACACGUCCCAAUGAAUGUGACGAAAUGGACGCGGAAGAGGACUUGAAUUACCGCGAUGCUGUGGUCCAUGGACUGAAAUCUGGUGAGAUGCCGGCGCUCGGCGUCCACCUCCUGGCGAUCCGCCGUUCUUCGGGCUGCCCAGUAGGCACCGCUGUGGCUUUGCUUGGAGUCGCCCUGGAAAUGAUCCGCAGCCGCGGGAUGUACCAGGGCUCCCUGAAAGACUCGGGGAACUUGGUCUAUGCCUUGAUCCUGACAGCACAGGAUACGUUGAAUACCUGGGUGCACACGAAGAUGAAUUGGUCUCCAUUCUUCGACAUGCUGACCACAAAGUGGCCGAUUUGGGAGAUGUUAUCAAGCCUCGCAUGUGUUGACAGCACUCGACCGUGUGUGACUCGUUCUGCUCUUCAGUGCUAUGAUAUGUUGCAUCGGGAAAGUGUGGUGUGUCCACACCAGAGCCCGCAAAGUCGCAGCAUCUUUGUAGCCUGUGGAGAACAUGAUAUUUGCACAUGGCCAGACAGCUUCAGCAACCUCGAUGCAAAGAAUUGGUGCCUCAGCCACGAGCUGCGAGCGCCAUUGAAAGCUCGGCCUUGGCUUCGGGAACUUAAUCACGAUGUGGAGGAACGCGUGUGCAGCCAGUGUGGGCAAGAUGGAGUUCUUCGGACCAUCUUCCGGAACGUGGGUUUCCGUGAGCAAAGUCCAGAAAGGAGAAGUGCACCCUUCUACGUGGAGUUUGGAGCACGCAAACCGGGCAUGCUGAAUAGCGCCGUGCUGCGGGAGUUCUGCGGCUGGGAAGGUGUGCUUCUGGACUCUCAACCUGGCGAGACACCGCACGGUGGCUGUCCUCACUGUCCAGGAGUUUCGAUUGUCGCGACAGAGUUCGUGACAGCUGAAAACAUUGUAGAAUUGUUCAAGAAGUACAGUGUACCACAUGACUUUGAUCUGCUCACGAUCGACACGGACUUCAAUGACUACUGGAUUUGGCGCGCCUUGCUGAUGGAUGGCACCUUUCGACCACGGGUCGUAGCAGUGGACUUCAAUCCUGACAUACCCUUGCAUGAGGCAAAGGUUGUGAGGCCGGUGUGGAUGUGUUCAGCUGGCACAUUGCCAAAGAUGCAAUCUUAUGGUCUUGAAAGAUCACAUUUGCCUCCCAAUAUCUUUUUUUCUCCGACUCGGGCUCUUUCUACAGGGAGUUUCUGUGGUACAGUUGCGCUUUUGGGAUGCCAGGUAUUCUGCGAUGGCAGAGUGGGAUGGCACCAUUUACACUGUGGGUGGGCAUUCGUGUGGCAUUCAUUUGGUGCACUUUCAUUCACAAAGCAUCGACAGUUUUACUUCGAGUCUUAUCCCAAGCUGCUUGUAGUUGCCGCUUUGAGUUCUUUCUAUUUUUCUGUCUAUUUUGUUAUUGGGUGUUGGAUUCUCUUCAUUUGUCAAUUAUUGGUUUCGGCGCAGGGUCACUUCUGGCUUAUGCCUUGA
Messenger RNA from Durusdinium trenchii, 1923 nucleotides. NCBI's taxonomy places the organism in Eukaryota, Dinophyceae, Suessiales, Symbiodiniaceae. The record is from the annotation of a GenBank genome assembly.